GAACGCGAACUCUUCGCGAAAAUUAGAAUUGCGAAGCAAUUUUAGUGUCAUUUUUUUCAGUUUUUUUUUUUUUUUGGUUUCUCCUCUCUGCGAUUCCUUAGGGUUUCUGAAAUUCUUCUGAUUCUGUGCGCAAUCGAUUUUUCUGAAGUCAAAGCAAAGUUUUGGCGUUUCUCCGGAAACUCUUUUGCGGAUCUAAGAUCCUCUUUUUAUAUUGUUUGGUUGGCCAUCGACUUAAUACGCUUAUGAAGUUCGUCCCUGCCUGCGAUUUUUAGUAAGGAGGGGGUCGAACUGAGAGUGAGAUGGAGAUUUCAGCUCUUUUAACAUCUGCUGGAAUCAAUAUUUCGAUAUGCAUAGUGCUUCUGUCACUUUACUCCAUACUUAGGAAACAGCCAGCCAAUUACUGUGUCUAUUUUGGCCGAAGGCUCGUUUGUGGAGGGGCUAGACGUUAUGAUCCUUUUUGGUAUGAGAGGUUUGUGCCUUCUCCAAGUUGGCUUGUGAAAGCAUGGGAAACUAGUGAAGAUGAGUUAUUAGCUGCUGCUGGUCUUGAUGCUGUGGUUUUCCUCAGGAUGGUCAUUUUCAGCAUUCGUAUUUUCUUUAUCACUGCUGUUGUUUGCAUUGCCUUUGUGCUGCCUGUUAAUUAUUAUGGGCAACCAAUGGUGCAUAAGGAAAUCCAUUUGGAGUCAUCGGAAGUGUUCACAAUCGAAAAUAUUAAAGAAGGCUCAAAAUGGCUAUGGGUUCAUUGUCUUGCACUGUACAUUAUAACCUCAGCAGCAUGUCUUCUUCUCUACUUUGAGUAUAGGACCAUAGCCAAAAUGAGGCUUGGACAUAUUACUGGAUCUGCCACAAAGCCAAGUCAAUUUACCGUUCUUAUCCGUGCUAUUCCGUGGUCUCCUGAUCAAUCUUACAGCGACACACUGAGCAAAUACUUCACAAAUUACUAUUCAUCAAGCUAUUUGUCCCAUCAAAUGGUUUACCACAAUGGCAUCAUCCAGAGACUGCUGCGUGAUGCGGAGAGGAUGUGCCGCACUUUAAAACAUGUUUCUCCUGAAAUCAAUUGUAAACCGAGUUUGACUCCAUGCACCUUCUGUGGAGGACCUACAGCCACAAAUUCUUUUCAUAUUCUCUCUAAUGAGGGUGACAGUGUCCAAGGAGUGGAGCUUGGUGAGUUGACUAUGACUACGACAGAGCAAGAACGUCCGGCUGCUUUUGUGUUUUUCAAGACACGCUACGAUGCUUUUGUUGUUUCAGAGGUUCUACAAUCAACAAAUCCUAUGUUAUGGGUGACGGACUUAGCUCCAGAACCACACGAUGUGUAUUGGAGGAAUCUCAACAUACCUUAUCGACAACUUUGGAUACGGAGAAUAGCAACUCUUGUUGGUGCAGUUGCCUUCAUGUUCGUGUUUCUUAUUCCUGUGACCUUCAUUCAAGGGCUGACUCAACUAGAGCAGCUUUCUCAUGCAUUUCCUUUUCUAAGAGGCAUCUUGAAGAAGAGGUUUAUAAACCAGGUCAUCACAGGGUACUUACCCAGUGUGAUCUUGAUUCUAUUCUUCUAUGCCGUUCCACCAUUAAUGAUGUAUUUUUCAACCCUGGAAGGAUGCAUUGCACGGAGUAUAAGAAAGAAGAGUGCUUGCAUUAAAGUCUUAUAUUUCACCAUCUGGAAUGUAUUCUUCGUGAAUAUUUUAUCUGGGUCUGUUAUCAGGCAAUUGAAUGUCUUUUCUAGUGUCAGAGACAUACCUGCACAACUUGCAAGAGCAGUGCCCACACAGGCUGGCUUCUUCAUGACCUAUUGCUUCACAUCUGGUUGGGCUAGUUUGGCUUGUGAAAUAAUGCAACCUGUGGCUCUUAUCUGGAAUCUGGUAGCAAAAGUUGUUGUCAAGAACAAGGACGACUCAUAUGAAACACUUAGGUUCCCAUACCAUACCGAAAUUCCUCGGCUGCUUUUGUUUGGGCUCCUGGGAUUUACCAAUUCAGUCAUAGCGCCACUAAUUCUUCCGUUUUUGCUGAUAUACUUUUUCCUUGCAUAUCUGAUAUACAAAAAUCAGAUACUGAACGUGUACAUUACAAAAUACGAAAGCGGUGGACAAUACUGGCCUAUUUUCCACAACACAACAAUCUUUUCACUGAUCUUGACACAGAUUAUAGCUUUGGGUUUUUUCGGAUUAAAGCUAUCAACGGUCGCUUCUGGUUUCACCAUACCAUUGAUUCUUCUCACUCUGCUUUUUAGUGAGUAUUGUCGGCAGAGAUUUGCUCCCAUUUUCCAAAAACAUCCUGCUCAGGUUCUUAUAGACAUGGACAGAGCUGAUGAAAUGUCAGGAAAGAUGGAAGAGUUACAUAAGAAACUGCAUAGUGUAUACUCUCAGUUACCAUUACACUCUCAGAAAUCAUCGAGUAAAGCUGAAAGCAGUACUCCUUUCACAAGUCAGGAGUUGCCGGAUCCUGAGAAAUUGAAGCCAGAGGAAGGGGAUGCCAUAGCUAAAGAGUUAUGGGGCUUUCAGGGCAAUGAAUCUUGUCAAGAGCAUGACGUCAAGUCGUGUCCUGGUGCUUCUUCACCAGAGCAUCUUACCCCAAAGAUGAUCGAACUCCACAAAAGGAACUAGAACGGUUUUACUAGUGAAGUAAUGAAUGCUAUGUGCUUGUUCAAUCACUGAGGCUCUAAUACCUCAAAGUGGUUUAAACAGAAGAAUUUUCUGUCGAAGAAGCUCAGCUCCAAAAGGAGCCAAUGGUAAAUGAGAAUACACACUCACUGAAAGAAAAAUAGAUGUAUGUUGCUUUUUAGUCAUUAUAAACUCUCUAGGAAACUAAAUGGGGGAAAGCAUUAAAGCAUGUACAGUCUUCUUGCUUAGAGAUAUAAUGAUGUACAUUUUAUAGUUGCUGCAAGAAGAAAUGUAACGGAGCAAAAUGUAUAAAUACUCAAAUUUUCUUGCGAAGAAAGAAAUACAUUUUUUCAACA
Messenger RNA from Eutrema salsugineum, 2950 nucleotides. RefSeq names its product CSC1-like protein RXW8. The coding region runs from base 300 to 2597 and encodes 765 amino acids. Gene Ontology annotation, molecular function: calcium-activated cation channel activity. The transcript is spliced from 12 exons. The record is from RefSeq and is a predicted model, not a curated record. Lineage: Eukaryota; Viridiplantae; Streptophyta; Magnoliopsida; Brassicales; Brassicaceae. Gene Ontology annotation, cellular component: plasma membrane.